GACCACUCAAAUUUUCACUAGCUAGCUUAGCCCCCCUUACCUAAAAAGACAAAAGUUCUUCCCCAGCUCAUACCCCACAUGCUCUCUUUACGAAACUUAAAAUAAUUGAAAAUAAAGAACUCCAGAUUCCAAUUCUAAGCCAGUAAGCUGUAAGCCCCAUUUGCUGUUUUUUUUUUUUGUUUGCUGUCAUUUUCCCUUACCCUCCACCCACAAUACUCUUUUCACCUUUCCUUUCAUUUCCUUGUAGUUCUUCCCCAUACUUCACAAGACUUCUCCCAUCUCUCUAAUCCAGAAAAUACAGGAAAAAAAAAAAACAACCCAAAGAUGCCACCGGAAGAAGGCACAACUUUUCCUAGCUUGGAAAACGAAGAGGAACAACAGUACUCUUUUGCAGUCGAAUACACCGGCCCUCCGUUGCCGUACGAUCUUCCACGAGCGGUUCCCAUCAACGUCGAGAAAAUCCCAGUAGCGGCCGUAGUUUCAAAGGUACCACUCUCCAAUACUGAACUCCAUAUACCAGUUGUACCUCCAAUUUUGGCACCAGAUCGUAACAAGUUCUCGAAAGAACUCCUUCUUCAACCAACUGUGUCACCAACUUCCGUUAUUGCUUUUGAAGAAAGGGUUUCUGAGGAUACUAAUAAUUGUUUGUUAUCUGGGGAGUUAAGUAGUUACGAGUCUGGGGAGUUAGCUGAAUUGGUUAACAAUAAUGAUAGUGCUUCGAGGCGGUUAGGGGCUUGUUCUAUUAGUAAUGAACAUUCGAGUACGCUUGAUUAUUGUGAUAGCUUUGAUAAAUCGAGGGAAAGUUCGUCGCAAGCAAGGGUCUCGAAUGAUGAUGAUUUGAAUCAACCUGAUUGGGGUUCUAAUGAGUCUGUUUUGAGUUUAGAUUACCCGUCUUCGCGGGUUUCUUCUCUUAAGACUGGAGACUGUAAUAAUGAGUCUAAUGGUGAUGUUAGAAGACCUCAGGUUGUUACUUUUCUUGAUAUUGAAUCAGAUGAUGGACUCGAUGAGGAAUUUAGUCAAGAUGAGGUGCAGCCUCAGGUUGUUAGAGCUAAAAGGGAGCCACAAACAAAAGGGAAGAAAGGGUCAUGUUAUCGAUGUUUUAAAGGGAAUAGGUUUACGGAGAAGGAGGUUUGUAUUGUUUGUGAUGCUAAGUACUGUAGUAAUUGUGUGCUUAGAGCUAUGGGGUCUAUGCCUGAAGGAAGGAAAUGUGUUACUUGUAUUGGUUUUCCGAUUGAUGAGUCAAAACGUGGGAGUUUAGGGAAGUGCUCUCGAAUGCUUAAACGGUUGCUUAAUGAUUUGGAGGUAAGACAGGUAAUGAAGGCUGAAAAGUUGUGUGAAGCAAAUCAGCUGCCACCUGAGUAUAUAUAUGUGAACGGACAACAUCUUUGUCAUGAGGAGUUGGCUAUAUUGCAGAGUUGCCCAAACCCACCGAAGAAGCUAAAACCAGGAAACUAUUGGUAUGAUAAAGUAUCCGGUCUUUGGGGAAAGGAGGGACAGAAACCUUCGAAGAUAAUUAGUCCCCAUCUAAAUGUUGGUGGUUCUAUCAGGCCAGAUGCUAGCAAUGGAAACACACAAGUUUUCAUAAAUGGUCGAGAAAUUACAAAAGUAGAACUUCGGAUGCUGCAGUUGGCAGGGGUUCAAGUUGCAGGCAACCCACACUUUUGGGUGAAUGAAGAUGGGUCAUACCAAGAAGAGGGACAAAGAAAUACGAAAGGAUAUAUAUGGGGAAAGGCUGGAACAAAGCUCGUUUGUGCAGUCUUGUCACUGCCUGUUCCUUCUAAAUCUUCAAAUAAUUGUGGGGAGCAGCUGAACAGCAUGGCCAGCAGAUCUGUUCCUGACUACCUUGAGCAGCGCACACUACAGAAAAUUCUUUUGGUUGGAUCUACUGGAUCUGGGUCAAGCACCAUAUUUAAGCAGGCGAAGAUUCUUUAUAAAGAUGUACCAUUCUCUGAGGAUGAAUGUGAAAAUAUCAAGUGGACUAUCCAGACCAAUUUGUAUGGUUAUCUUGGCAUACUUCUUGAGGGCCGUGAACGGUUUGAGGAGGAAAGUUUGGCUGAAAUGAGGAAAAGGAAAUGUUCCAAGGAAACUGACCAUGAAGGGAGUAGUAAUGAUAGUGAUGGCAAAACUAUCUAUUCCAUUGGCCCGAGGCUCAAAGCAUUCUCUGACUGGCUUCUGAAGACUAUGGUGUCAGGCAAUUUGGAAGCCAUUUUUCCAGCUGCUACUCGUGAAUAUGCACCAUUGGUUGAGGAGCUAUGGAAGGAUGCAGCCAUUCAGGCAACUUACAACCGCAGAAGUGAAUUGGAAAUGCUACCUAGUGUUGCUAGUUAUUACUUGGAGCGGGCUGUUGAGAUAUUGAGACUGGACUAUGAACCCUCAGAUUUGGAUAUCCUAUAUGCUGAGGGUGUUACUUCAUCAAAUGGGCUUGCGUGUGUAGACUUUUCGUUUCCCCAGUCUUCACCUGAUGAAACCAUUGACACUGCUGAUCAGCAUGACUCGUUGCUCAGGUAUCAACUAAUUAGAGUGCAAGCAAGAGGCCUUGGAGAAAACUGCAAGUGGCUAGAGAUGUUUGAAGAUGUUGGAAUGGUCAUCUUCUGUGUUUCCUUGAGUGACUAUGACCAGUUCUCUGCUGAUGGGACUAAUAAGAUGCUACUGAGCAAGAAAUUCUUUGAAAGCAUCGUUUCUCAUCCGACAUUUUAUGAGAUGGACUUCCUUUUAAUACUAAACAAAUUUGAUCUAUUUGAGGAAAAGAUAGAACGGGUACCAUUGAGUCGGUGUAAGUGGUUUGAUGAUUUUCAGCCGGUGAUCAGUAAUCAUCGUUCGAAUGCAAAUAGCAACAGCAUUAAUCAUAAUCCAACGCAGGGACAGCUGGGCUUCCAUUAUAUUGCUGUCAAGUUCAAGAGGCUUUAUUCUUCGCUCACAGGGCGGAAGUUGUAUGUUUCUAAUGUGAAAGGAUUGGAACCCAAUAGCGUCGAUGCAGCUCUUAAAUUUGCAAGGGAUAUUCUAAAAUGGGAUGAUGAGAGAGCCAACUUCAGUGAGCACUCAUUUUAUAGCACAGAAGCAAGUUCCUUCUCUCAUUGAUGUCUAAUUUUCUAGGACCAGGAAGGUUUGUUUUAAUUCAUGAAUGCUAGUGUACAUACAAGUAAUGAUGGAAUAGUAAAUCUCCACAUCUUAUACAGUGAGGGCAGAAGAUGUGUUUUUGUACAAUGCAUUGUGUGACUGGCUGCCUCUUUGUACACAAUUCAUUACAUUCAUUUGUAAGAUAAGAUGAAAAUGUAUGAUUCAGUGAUAGCUCCUCCAGUAUAUUACAGUUGUGAAAAAAAUCUCCUUGGGUUGUGAUAAUUCCAUGUCCAAGGUCACCAUAUCCCUUCUGUUCGAACAAUUCAGCACCAUGCACAUGGGUGGUUAAUGGUUCAUGUGUUACUCUA
Molecule: messenger RNA, 3425 nt
Organism: Theobroma cacao (cacao)
Lineage: Eukaryota; Viridiplantae; Streptophyta; Magnoliopsida; Malvales; Malvaceae
Gene: XLG1
Product: extra-large G-protein 1
Biological process (GO): G protein-coupled receptor signaling pathway
Molecular function (GO): G-protein beta/gamma-subunit complex binding; guanyl nucleotide binding; GTPase activity
Source: RefSeq, a predicted model, not a curated record